AACUGUUUUUGGUCAAAAUUAUCUCUUCUAAUUUAUUAUGUUUUAGAUAGCAGCCACAUCAUGUAGAAGUAUCUUCAUUUACAGGUUUUGUGUAAAAUACAGUCGUUUAUCUUAUUUGUCACACUAUCAUUUACCAGCAGGAGCUGUCAAUGCAGUUUCCUAGUAAAGUCAGUUCUGCGUAUUUGCCGUCUCUUAAAGGCAGCCUUUGUUUUUAUUCCUCAUGCACGUGCGCAAUGAACCAUUCACACAGAAGACGGACGUUUAUGAAGCUCAUGACGAUUGACAUUUCGUUAUUUUAUCCAGUUAAAAAUAAUAGGCUGACCUUUGGGUUAUUCAAUUGAGAUUUAAACGAAAUGGCAACUUUCAUUUAUCACUUGAUGAGUGUUUUUCAAAUAACCAAUUAGAAAUGAGCUACAUGGGUGAAAUCACUAUCAUAUGUGAGCACCACCCUCCUGAGGUGACAGUAGAAGCUGUAGGACUGUAAUAUAAAGGAUUUACAGGACAAUUUGGAGAUCGGCGCAGCCAAACAAAAUCCACGGACGCUUUGGAAGACUUCUCACAUGUUUUGGUUGAUUGUAAGAGUCAGUCGUCAGUUUGAGGGAUAAUUAUAGACUUUGACUGGAUGCAGAACGCGGUUCUCCAAUGACCUGUCACUCAUCCGACUCCACGGAAAGCAUCGAGAAUGAAAGGAGAUCGCAAACUGAAACACAAGUCACGGAGUCCGAACAGAGUCGCAUUGCCACUGCCAUGAGAGACCUUAAAAACACCGGCUGGUAUUGGGGCAGCCUGACAGCCAAUGAAGCCAAGGAGAUCCUGCAGGACACGUCGGAGGGCACGUUUCUGGUCCGGGACAGCUCUCAGAGGGACUACCUCUUCACCAUCUCCGCCAUGACAUCUGCGGGACCAACCAAUCUGCGUAUCGAAUACAAGGAUGGCAAGUUCAAGCUGGACUCCGUGGUGCUGGUCAAGCCCAAACUCAAGCAGUUCGACAGCGUCGUCCAUCUUGUGGAGCACUACGUGCAGCUGUCCCGGACGUCUUGUAAGGGCAGGACUACCCCUCUCGCCCCGUCCAACGGCUCUGUGCAGCUGCUGCUCACGACUCCGGUGUACACAGCCACACCGUCUCUGCAGCACCUGUGUCGUAUUGCCAUCAAUAAAACCACACGGCGUGUACAAGAACUUCCUUUGCCUAACCGGCUGAAGGAUUACCUGACAGACUACACCUAUAAUGUAUAGAACAGCGUGGACUACAAUGACCAUAAGUGCUGAGGUUCUAUGGAUCAUAGACCCAGUGAUAAUGGGGUGCUAAUGUCCCGUUUAGGAUCAUUUGCCUGGGAUCCUUCUCCUUGUGCCCAAGGACUACUUUAAAGGGAUAGUUCACCCAAAAAUCUGUCAUUGAUUACUCACCCACAUGUUGUUCCAAACCUCUUUGACUUGUGGAACACAAAAGAAGAUAUUCUGUCUUUGUCCAUAUAACGAAAGUCGGUCAGAUCCACGCCCAUUGACUUUCAUUGUUUCAACAUAGACAUUUUUCAUAAUAUCUCCCAUGUUCUGCAGAAGAAAGAAAGUCUUACAGGUUUGGAAUGUCACGAGG
Megalobrama amblycephala (Wuchang bream) is the source of this 1594-nucleotide messenger RNA. It is a transcript of the gene socs2, whose product is annotated as suppressor of cytokine signaling 2. Bases 643 to 1236 code for a protein of 197 amino acids. NCBI's taxonomy places the organism in Eukaryota, Metazoa, Chordata, Actinopteri, Cypriniformes, Xenocyprididae. Gene Ontology annotation, molecular function: 1-phosphatidylinositol-3-kinase regulator activity. The record is from RefSeq and is a predicted model, not a curated record. The transcript is spliced from 3 exons. Gene Ontology annotation, cellular component: phosphatidylinositol 3-kinase complex. Gene Ontology annotation, biological process: phosphatidylinositol phosphate biosynthetic process; intracellular signal transduction.